UUCUUGUUCGGACGGAUUAGGGUUGAACUACACCUUACCAAUGUUCAGCGAAUGUAAGAAGAAACUGCAUUCUAAUGGCAGCAUGGUACAGACCUUUCCAAAGCUCAUCCCAUACUCAUCUGCGGAAGCUGCUUGUCCAAGAAGGAAGAGUAAACUGGGGAUCCCACCCGGACACAGAGUUUGCAGAUUUCCAGAUUGUGGCAAAAAUACCUGUCGAAACGGCUGGUGUGAGGAGACUAUGAAAAACUUCAGAUGCCACUGCUCUGCCGGAUAUCGAGGAAAACGUUGCGAUAAACAAUCAACUACAACACAAGACACCACAACGAUGUCUUCGACGGAAGCCACCACCUCACACCCUACCACAACUACUCAAUCAACUUCAACACAAGAUACCACAACGAUGUCUUCGACGGAAGCCACCACCUCACACCCUACUACAACGACUCAUCUAUUCGGUUCAUCUAUUGUAAGAGAAACAUCAAAAUGUUAUUGA
Molecule: messenger RNA, 493 nt
Organism: Strongylocentrotus purpuratus (purple sea urchin)
Lineage: Eukaryota; Metazoa; Echinodermata; Echinoidea; Camarodonta; Strongylocentrotidae
Exons: 5
Coding region: 41-493 (150 amino acids)
Source: RefSeq, a predicted model, not a curated record